Messenger RNA from Beauveria bassiana ARSEF 2860, 1197 nucleotides. RefSeq names its product glycosyl transferase. Bases 1 to 1197 code for a protein of 398 amino acids. The record is from RefSeq and is a predicted model, not a curated record. NCBI's taxonomy places the organism in Eukaryota, Fungi, Ascomycota, Sordariomycetes, Hypocreales, Cordycipitaceae. The transcript has a single exon.
AUGCGGCUAAGCAAUACCGUGCUGGUGCAAGUGCUGUCUUCUUGUCUGAGCACGGGUCUGUUCUUAUGGCUCUGCCUCAGCCUCGGCUACGACUACGUGCCCUACGCACGCAUGCCCUCGACUAAGGCCGUCGAAAACCAAGAAGUCGUCGAAAACCAAGAAGCCGUCCACAACCAACAGCAGCCUAUUAUCAACACAACGCCCGAACACAACCCCAACACAACGCCCGAGCACAUCCCCAACACAGCCCACUACGUCUAUAUCCUCGCCAACGUGUCAGCCGACUUCUCCUUUGCCUUCUCUGAGGUGCUCUCUAUCUACGCCGCCUCGCGUUACUGGCAGCCCGACGUCAUCUACCUGCACACUAACGCACCGGCCGAGGCCCUUGAGCGCGCGCGAAGCGGCGCCGCCGGCAAGUGGACGUGGCUGUUAUUCCAGGUGCCGCGCCUGCAUAUCGUCGCCGUCACAGUCCCGACUCACGCGGCCAACGGCAAGGAAAUUAGCCUGAUAGAGCAUAAGUCAGACUUUGUGCGCGUGCAGGCCUUACGCGACUAUGGUGGCGUUUACCUUGACUUUGACGUGCAUCCGCUGCGUGAUAUCCGUGUCCUCCGCGAGAGCGGCUUCCACGCCGUCGCCGGACGCCAGCAGGGCGAGAAUGGCGAGGUCAACUCAGGCGUCUUCAUGAACAAGCCGCACAGUAGCAUGAUUGAGCUGUGGAGCGAGGGUAUGCACAGCGCCUUCACCGGCGAUUGGUCUACCCAUAGCAACGGCGCCCUGACCGUCGUCUGCGAGCGCCUCGUCGCCUCGCCUCCUGACGUGCUCAUUAUGGAGCGUAACGCCUUUGCCCCCGGCAGCUGGAUGCGCGACGACACGAUCCGCCUGCUUGAGGUCCACGACGACGAGACGUCCAGCCUUGAUAUGUUGACGCCCGACGGCCACCUGCCCGAGUUUAACGAGGAGCGCACCCGAUGGUCCGCCCCUGAGAAGAAGCCGGAGUGGGCGGACGACUGGUCCAGGACGUAUAUGCUACACGCCUUUAACCACAACCAGGGCGACUUUGAGAUUCCCGGCUUUAGCCAUAUCACGCCUCGCUACAUCCUCGAGCGCCGCAGCAACAUGGCCCGCGCUGUGUAUCCGGUGGCCAGGGACCUAUUCGAGCAGGGCCUGAUAAAUAUUGACGAUCCUUAUAAAUUCUAG